CAAUCCCACUAAUCAAACCCACAGAAACACCCACCACAUUUCUUUCCACACACAAAAAAACACACCCAAAACACCAGAUUCAUCAUCAUCAAUCAAAAACCCUAAACCAAAACAAAAAUCACAAAAAAAAAUGCCUUCCGAUCAUCCGAAUUCCUCCCUCCUCCUCCAACGCAUCAACACCACCACCCCUUCCACCACCACAUGUAAACAACAACAACAAUCCUAUUCCUACCGCCUCCCCACCGCGGCGAAGCACGUCCCCGACCACGUGGCGCGCUACCACACCCACGCGGUGGGGCCCAACCAGUGCUUCUCCGCGGUGAGCCAGCGCAUCGCCGCCCCCGCCUCGACCGCGUGGUCGGUGCUGCGGCGCUUCGACAACCCGCAGGCCUACAAGCACUUCGUCAAGAGCUGCCACGUGGUCGUCGGGGACGGCGACGUCGGCACCCUCCGCGAGGUCCGCGUCGUCUCCGGGCUGCCCGCGGUCAGCAGCACGGAGCGGCUCGAGAUCCUCGACGACGAGCGCCACGUCAUCAGCUUCAGCGUCGUCGGCGGGGACCACCGCCUCGCCAAUUACAGAUCCGUCACCACCAUCCACGCCGCCGCCGGGGGAGGAGGAUCCGUGGUGGUGGAGUCGUACGUCGUCGACGUGCCUCAAGGUAACACUAAGGAGGAAACGUGCGUUUUUGUGGACACCAUUGUUAGAUGCAAUCUGCAGUCGUUAGCUCAGAUCGCUGAGAAUAUUGCCUCACCUAAAUGAAUUUUUUUUUAAAGAAAAAAAAUAAUGAUGAGGAAGAAAAAAACAAAGUUCGAUUGUGGAUUCGUAUUGUGAAUUUCGGAGGUUUGUUUUUUUAUUAUACGGAUCAUGUGAUAUGGAAUAUUUCUGAUUUCAUGAUCU
Molecule: messenger RNA, 898 nt
Organism: Salvia hispanica
Lineage: Eukaryota; Viridiplantae; Streptophyta; Magnoliopsida; Lamiales; Lamiaceae
Product: abscisic acid receptor PYL4-like
Biological process (GO): abscisic acid-activated signaling pathway
Cellular component (GO): nucleus; cytoplasm
Molecular function (GO): abscisic acid binding; signaling receptor activity; protein phosphatase inhibitor activity
Source: RefSeq, a predicted model, not a curated record